AACCGAUACCCCUCCCUCCGGCUCAAAAUCCAAACAAAUCGGCUCGCAAUUCUCCCCGUCCCUUCCCCCUCUCAUCGCUCGCCGCUCGCUCCUCUCCCUGUCCACGCCGCCGUCUGUCGAAUCGAAAUCCCUCUCCGCCAUGCCGAAGGGCGCCAAGAAGCGCGCCAAACUCAAGAAGCAGCAGCAGCAGGGUCACCCCGACGAUGGCGGCAACACAAACGCCAGCAGCGGCAAUGGUAACGGCAGCGAUAACAACAACAACGCCUCGAGCGGCCGCGACGGCGACCCCCACCUGUGCAUCCCACCAAAAGUUUCUCGCGUCGAUGCGAGCGAGGACUCCAUGGAGAGCUCCGAAGAGAUGGUGACCCCCAGGGCCGCCGCGUCGGAGCCGGACGAGGAGGAGAGGAAGGCCCCCGCGGCCGAGGUUCCCGUGGAGCGUGCCGUCGAGGCGGACGUCGCCGGGUCUGGGGAGGUCAUUGUGGACGCGUUUCCACCGGAAACCGCUGGGCAUGUACGUGAGGGCGAGGUGGAUGAAGCAGAGGUGGAGGUGCACGCCGUGGUGGCACAGGAACCGGAGGUAAAGGAUGUGUUGGUGGCCGAGGAAUCCGUGGUACAGGAGUCAGUGGCUGAUGCGCCGGCGGUGAAGGAGGUGGCCAAGGUGCAUCCGGUGCUUGAACCUAAGCUGAAGGUUGAUGAAGUUGUGGUGGUCGAGCAAACGCCUGUAGCACCAGAUGUGAAGGGCGCCGGGGCUACUGUUGUGUUGAAAACACCAGAGCUGAUUAGGAGAAAUGUGGUUGUCAAGGACCCUGCUGAGGUGUCGAGAUCUCAGGACGCUGCUGAUGUGCAUACUACAGAGGUGGCCCGUGGACCUGCAGUGGCAGUGGUUGCUUCAGGGCAGCGGGCAACAUGGUGGAAUUGCUGUGGCCUUUUUGAUGCUUUUACUGGUUCAGGGAGAUAGAUGAAGCGUUAGAACUUGAAGUCAAGAAGACAGAAAAUGCGGUGACGUUCAGUUCAAAGCUGAUGAGCAGCUGUAACUAGACUUUGUCACAUGAAUGAUGAAGCAGAAGGAUUCCGGAUAACAUCGAGCUGAUGUUUUCACUUCCUUCCUCCCUGUGUCUCUGCAUCUGUGCAAAGUUACAUCCCCUGGUCGCGGUUAAUAUUCUUAAUUUCCUUAGCACCCCCAACGCCUAGUCGUGUCGUCUAGGUACUGGUCUUGUAGCAUAGUAAGUGUUGAAGUGGGUCGACCGUAAAGAAUGUUUUGGUGUUUCUGCUUUUUUUUUUAUACUUAUUUUUUCUUGUCACUUGUAAGGAGUAUAUUUAUUCAAACAAGUUGAGAUGGUUCUUC
Zea mays is the source of this 1345-nucleotide messenger RNA. RefSeq lists its product as uncharacterized. NCBI's taxonomy places the organism in Eukaryota, Viridiplantae, Streptophyta, Magnoliopsida, Poales, Poaceae. The record is from RefSeq and is marked predicted.